Molecule: messenger RNA, 234 nt
Organism: Scutellospora calospora
Lineage: Eukaryota; Fungi; Glomeromycota; Glomeromycetes; Diversisporales; Gigasporaceae
Source: the annotation of a GenBank genome assembly
CAUGAUAGUAUUGAUGAUUCGAGGAACACCCGCUCGGAAUCGGGAACCGUACCAUCAAUGGAAGAGAGAUUAGUUAGAUUCGCAAAGAGACACCUCUACAUGGUUGAACAAAUUAGGAGACGAAAAAAAGCACCAAAUUCUACAGAGGAACCUAUAGGAAACGCGAAAGAACGUCGAAAGAAAACAAUAAAAUUGACGAAGGAAUCUACUGGAACACAAAAACGCAGACGAAAC